Sporisorium graminicola is the source of this 2952-nucleotide messenger RNA. RefSeq lists its product as uncharacterized. Bases 1 to 2952 code for a protein of 983 amino acids. NCBI's taxonomy places the organism in Eukaryota, Fungi, Basidiomycota, Ustilaginomycetes, Ustilaginales, Ustilaginaceae. The transcript has a single exon. The record is from RefSeq and is a predicted model, not a curated record.
AUGGUCGUCCAACGAACGCCACCACCGGUGCGAAGAUCUCCACGAAAGGGAAGCGCGCCGCCUUCCGACACCCCGCUCUCUCAAACAGCACGCUCGCAACAUGGGGCCAAGGUCGUCUCCUCAACACCUUCAACUGCAUCGCGAGCCGAGCCAUCCACUCCAGUCGCACAUCCCGCCGCCUCCGACUUUCCCAGCCUCGACCAGAUGGCCGCCGUGUCCAAGGAGCAGCGCUCGGCAUCUCGUCCCACUGCCAACCGCGCCGCGUUUGCCGCCUCCUUCCCCGCUGCCACAAGCUCCAAUCUUGUACCCAGCUCCCUUCCCCGGCCUGCAGCUCAGGUGCGCAGCAUCCAAUCAGACAACCAGCAUGACGACCAUCAGCGUUCUCGCGUAGCACGCAGCUCGCUCACCAAUGGCGCUAUCCAACGCGUCCGUCAACAGGCAGGCGAUGAGACUCCACUCGGUGUUUCUCAGGCAAGGGCUGCUCGCCAGGCACUCGCUGCUUCUGGCUCCACCUCGAAAGCAAACACGUCUCUGCUUGCCGAUGACAGCGGCGACAGCACUGCUCAGCUUAUUCCGGGUCGUCGUGAGGCUGCACUCGAUCCACUCCUCGCCAUUAUCGAUGUCGAGAAUCCGCAGAUGCCCCGCCUGUCCUCAGCACCGCCUCCACAGCCUUCCGCCCACAACGAUCCUGCUGAUGCGGCGGCUGCAGACACCUCGUCCGCGUCCCAGGCUUCCAUCUUUGGCACAGCCAAUCGCCGUAAUGGACGCGACCAGCCCGUUGGCGCAGCAGCCAGCGCAGGCACCGCCUACGAUUUCAGCAAAUACCUCGACGGAGAGCUUGAUCCUUUCAACCGUGCCUCGCGUGCCAACCCACGUCGCGAGUCGCGUCCCUUGUCAGCUCAGCCGCCCCAGGAACAAGACGACGAUGCUGCCGACACUUCGGGAGAUACCACCGCGCGUGGAGCCCUCGCUGCUCCUCCCACCAAAGCUGUCACGGCCGCGGCGCCCAUCGAAUCCACCCCGCUGUUGAGUCGUGUCAAAGCAGCAGCUGCUACCACCACACCACGCAUGAGUCCGCAUGCCAGCCCCAGCGUCUCGAGCCGCAAACUUGCCCACCUCUCUUCGCUCGCCAAUGGCCACAAUACACCAACUGCUGGAAAUGGUGCCCAGUCUGCGGCCGCUGCUAUCACCGUUGACGCCUCUACCGCCUCCCUCUCUCACCAACGCUUCGACUAUUCUGCGCGCACCGACCGUAUCCAGACCAUGGAGCUUGGCGAACUGCGCAAGAAGGCCACCACCCUCUCGCGCCAGCUCGCGGCAGCUCACGACGCGCUUGCUUCGGCAAAGGAAGAGUCCGAAGGCUGGGCGUCCGAGUGCACUGGCCUGCAAGAGCAGCUCGCCGCGUUGAAAGCGACGCACACCAAUGCCAUUGCACGCGAAUCCCGUGCGCGCGCCGAGCUGCAGGUGCGUCUCCACCAGUACAAGAUCGAAGCGGACGAUCGUGCCUGGAGGUUGCUCGCGCAGAAGAGGCAGGCGUGUGUCAUUGACGUUGCGCUCCAGCACGCCAAGAACGAAGCUACGUUUCACGAGGGCAGGUAUCAUGCCACCGAGUCGGAGCUUGAGGCGCAGAAGGACGAGUUGCGCAUCCGGCUGAUGUUGGAGAAGAAGCGUGCCGAUUUGCUCGCUAUGCAUGUCAAGGUGGCGAUCCGCGACAGUGCGCGGUUGAAGAAGAGGCUAGGUAUCAAGUCGGCGGCGCUGCUCGAACUGCAGACCGAGAACGAGAGGCUGGCGGAACAGUUGGAGGAGACGCGUCGGUCUGGACGCUCAGCCGGCCGAACCGGAGAGGACGAGGCGACACUCAGGCAGCAGCUCGAAGAGGCACAGGCUGAAAUCGAGGCUUUGAACGAACGCGAUGCCAUGAUGGCCGAGACGCGCAAGACGUGGAAGGCCGAGCGCAAGCAGCUGUUGGCGCAAGUUGAGGAGCUUUCCUCGGCAGCAUCGGCUCCUGUCCAUGUCGCUCGGCCAGCAGAAGCACCCCGAGCGCUCAAAACGGCGGCCAGAUCGCUCGUUGCCCCACAGAUGCUGCCCCCGUCGUCGCCCGUAUACGCAAAGAAAAAGAGACCCAUGCAGGGCGCCUCGGAACUCGAACCUCCCUCCGAAGACGACGAAGCCGACCGACGUGCGGUGGCCGCUACCACUGCACUGGCACGCAGCAAAGGCGCUGCGGCGGCCAAGACCAUGUUGCCGCUCGUUCCGUUUGCGCAGACUGCUGCUGGCCAUGGCAAGAAGACGGUCAAGGCAAUCCCCAGGGCGGCUGUGGCGGCACCUGCUGCUGCUGCUGCCAAGACCAAGUCGAAGAAUUGGCGCGACGAGGUCGCCAUCACCGAUUCGUCGGAGGAAGACGAUUCGGACGACGGUGGCAAGCGCAAGACCAAGUCCAAGAGCAACGGCGCCGUUAAGCGAGGCAGUGCCAAAUCCACCGCAGCAACGCGCAAGACGAAACCCUCCUCCAUGCCGAUCGAGUACGACGACCAGACGGCCGAUCCGUCCGCUACGCCUAUCAUCCGCACGAAACGCACCGCUGCUGCCGCCGCCGCGGAUAGCGAGGACGAGCACGCCGGCCCCGCAGACUCCAGCGUGCUGGGAGCCAAGUUUGGGCGCGACCGCACCAACCUCGCCCUGUCCACCAAGCCCAGCCUAAAACCCGCUGCUGCGAGCAAGGUCGGCGGCGCAGCAGAGGCGGGCAAGAAGAAGAAGCGCAAGCUGUUGGGCGGAGGAGGAGGCGCAGGGGCCAUGCAAUGGGGGGACGCGGCCGGGUUGGCGCCCAACUUUGAUAUCCCGCUGGAGCUGAGUCCGAUCAAGGGUGGGACCGCGGGCGCCGGGAAGGCUGCUGCGGGAGGCGCGGCGUUUUUGGCUGGGUUCGGUCUGCCCGGAAGGAACCCUUUUGCGUGA